Molecule: messenger RNA, 1196 nt
Organism: Drosophila suzukii
Lineage: Eukaryota; Metazoa; Arthropoda; Insecta; Diptera; Drosophilidae
Gene: Scgbeta
Product: sarcoglycan beta
Biological process (GO): muscle organ development
Cellular component (GO): sarcoglycan complex; sarcolemma
Source: RefSeq, a predicted model, not a curated record
CAUUCACUAUUUUUAUUCCACUGGAUACAGCAAUUGCGAAAACGGUUUUUCGAGAGGAACACACUCAGAAUAUCCCGAUAUAAUGAUGAACACGUUUGAGAACACCUUUAUCCGGGGACCCUCGCCGUCCUAUUCCGACGAUGCUAACUCGGAGAACGCGCUGUCCGUUACUCUUCCCAUCGGGGCAACAAUUCCGGAUUUGGAUUUCUGUCGCGACGACUCCAAGACGGAUACAGGCGACUACUUUGACGAGAAGUACAACAGCGACAGCUGCUCUCGCCUGCAUCCCGGCCACCAGGGGCGCAACACCUUCGCCUUCUGGACCAUCGUGGUUCUCCUCUUGGUCCUGACCGUGGGCAAUUUGAUCCUGACACUCACUAUUGUGGGUGUUCUUCGCCUGGGAAAAGGCGUCCAGGGAAUGGAGGUGAUUCCCGAGGUUGAUGUGGUCAAGUUCUACGGCUCCACGGACUUGGAGCGGGUGCAGACCAACUCGAUCGGCCAGAUCCAUGGCUUCUCAGACGUCCCGGUGACCAUCAGCAGUGAUGCCGGCGAGGGGGAAGGCGGCGUCAACGUGCGGGUGUUUCGAAAUGGCAAUGGAGCCACGAACGAACGCGAUAGGAUUGUCUUGAACAGAGAGGGCAUCCUUGUCCAGGCCACAAAUCUGUUUGAGGUCAAGGACCCGAUCGAUAAGCAACCCAUUUUCACCACCCACCGUCCGCAGUAUAACAUUCCGGGCGGAGUGGAGGCGUUACAGGCCAAGGUGUUGAGUGCCAGCGGCAUCGCGAGUCCCAUUGACGAGUCCCUUGUCCUGGAGAGCGACGGACGCAUGGCCAUCAGGGGCUCCGAGGGCGUCUACUUCGACGGAGCCAGCGUUGAUUUUCAGGCCGAGCACCACGUCUUGAUAAACUCCACACAGGGCGCCACCAUCUUGGAGGCCGGGACGGGCAUCUUCCUGGACAUGGAGCGCAUCCCCAUCGUCAGCUCAGAGCUGGGACUUCGCACGGGCAGUGUCCAGUACAAGAUCUGUGUGUGCAUGCCACAUGGAACACUCUUCCGGAUCGCCAUUCCCAGGGUGCACAACGGUCCCAAGAUCACGUGCGCCCACUUCAGCGGCAAAGACGAUCCCUGCGAGGUCAACUAAGGCGUCCUGCCAGAAAUAAAGAGAAUCGGUCCGAGUAUCGUAUCCCUAAAACAAA